AACUAUGAUAUCAGCAAUGACGUCACUUCUGGUAUCGCGUGGUAAAUGUGCACUGUACAUUUCAGUCAUCCGCAGACGCUCAAGGCGGGAUCACGUACCUUAUUAAGAGAGCGAAGAAGGAAAUGACAAUGUCACACUCAGUGACCAUUAGAACUCAAACAGUAACGAGCAGUUCCACUGCAAUUAUUGUCAACACCGGUUACUUAAAAUCAUGGAGUGGUCUGUUUAAAUUACUUGAAUUGACACUUGGAAUAGUAUGUGUGGCAAUCGAAGGGCAUCACAUUGAAGCUUAUUGGAUCACCGCUGAACUAUUUUUCCUUUUAAUAACAACCACAUUUAUGAUCGGUACCUUCGUAUUGCUUCUAAGUUGCCUAAUUUCCCUAUCAACGUCCAGUAUCAUUUCAAAGACCGUUUAUGAACUUCUUUAUCAUGCUAUAGCGUUUGGAUUGUAUUUAGCUGCGUCGAUAACAUUCAUAGCAGCUGUGUCUGAUAGAAAGUAUCAUCAAAGGGAAUACGAACUACUAAUGGCAGCUGCAAUUUGCGGUCUCGUAAAUUCAGCGCUGUAUCUUAUCAGUACGAUUAUCGCACUUCGGACGUACAGAGGACUAUGAGCAUUUUACACGCAGUGCCCUGCACCAAGAAUUCAGACACGUUUCGAAAUCAUACAUUCGACUGUCGUGUUUCAUAUAUGUAUCUAUUUUUCUCGUAAAUCAUCGACGAUACUUUCGAUGUCGAGCAUUGUGCAACGCAACGCUUUUUUAUACAGUGACUUCGAAAAUUUGAUAAAAGAGAUACUUUUUCUAUUUUGUAUAUUUUAAAUAUAUUUAUACAGUAGAAAGACGCGAGAUUUCCUAGCCGUUAGAUCAUCCAGCUUUUCAAGACGUAUUUCUAAACAAAACUAAUUAAAAAGCAGAUAUUUAUACGAAUUUAUAUUCUUGUCACUGUACUUUUACUUUUGUCGUGUUCAAAGAUACUCAAGGUCGUAAGGUUCACGCAGAUCAUGCCAUUGAUAUUCAAGACUAUUUGACGGCCAAGGUAAAAGCGGACGAUUCUCAAGCAUGUAUUACGAGUUAAGGUCGCUCGAAUAUCCUUGCAAUCGUUGAUAGUAUCGCAGGUAAAUUCCAAUGUAAUGGCAAGAGGGCAACUUGCGUUCUUUCAAAGUAAAGCGU
Messenger RNA from Frieseomelitta varia, 1169 nucleotides. RefSeq lists its product as uncharacterized. The coding region runs from base 123 to 611 and encodes 162 amino acids. The transcript has 5 exons. NCBI's taxonomy places the organism in Eukaryota, Metazoa, Arthropoda, Insecta, Hymenoptera, Apidae. The record is from RefSeq and is a predicted model, not a curated record. Gene Ontology annotation, cellular component: membrane.